AUGGCUGCUGGGACAGAAAAAGUGGACGAUUUGGAAAUAACGGCUGCGAUUGAUCAAUUUUGUUCAGAAUUGGAAGCGGCAGACAGGCCACAAAUAGAUUUUGAUCAAGCGUAUGAUGUGGAGCACGAGCCUACAGAAUCUCGAGAAGCGAAUAAAGAUGCCGAAGUCCUGAAACUUCAGCUUACAGAAGCAUUGGAAGCGGUCGUGAAUGCAAAUAAGGAACUAAAAAAUGAGAUUGCGAGACACAAGAAAGCAGAGGCAGCUGCAAUAAUAUCAAUUCGCAAGAAAUGCCAAAGCCUUACAAGGCGACGAAACGCAGUCGAAGAAGAAGUUCAAGAAAUGGUGGAGAAACUGACGUCACUUGGAGCAAAACUGAAUGAAAGCUCCCGUGAACGACAGGAAGCCAGGCGGGAGGUCGAAGAAACACGCCGAAAUUUCGCCACCGUGGAGGAGCAUAACUACCGAAUUUUGCAACAAAAGGAUGGCGAAAUUCAACAUCUUCAAAAUUGCUUGCUUUCAAUGCCGCGAGUCGACAAUCCAAUCUCCUCUUCUUCAGCUAAUUACCUUGAAUUCCGCAAAUACUCUUUUGAGGAAAUAAAAGCAGCAACCUGCGAUUUCUCCAGCGAUUUCAAACUCGGAGAAGAAGACUACGGUAUUAUGUACAGAGGCGAAAUAAGACAAACAGCAGUUGCAGUCAAAAUCCUCAAGGAGAACGGUUUUCAGUUUCGGCGGGAUUUCGAAAGCGAGAUUGACAUUUUCAAAGAUAUCCGGCAUCCGCAUUUGAUACGGAUUGUGGGAGCCUGUUCCGAGCAAGAUUGUAUAAUAUACGAAUAUAUGUCCAACGGAAGCCUUGCAGAUCAUCUCAGCUGCAAAGAUGCCUCUCCGCCGCUCCCUUUCUACACUAGAUUUCGUAUUGCAGCCGGAGUAUGCUCGGCUUUACAAUAUUUGCACAGUUUCAGGCCAGAUCCAAUCAUCCACGGCCAUCUGAAACCCUAA
Cryptomeria japonica (Japanese cedar) is the source of this 996-nucleotide messenger RNA. Its product is annotated as U-box domain-containing protein 70-like. The transcript is spliced from 4 exons. Bases 1 to 996 code for a protein of 331 amino acids. Gene Ontology annotation, biological process: protein phosphorylation. Lineage: Eukaryota; Viridiplantae; Streptophyta; Pinopsida; Cupressales; Cupressaceae. Gene Ontology annotation, molecular function: ATP binding; protein tyrosine kinase activity. The record is from RefSeq and is a predicted model, not a curated record.